Hemicordylus capensis (graceful crag lizard) is the source of this 5784-nucleotide messenger RNA. RefSeq names its product potassium voltage-gated channel subfamily H member 2 (gene KCNH2). The record is from RefSeq and is a predicted model, not a curated record. Lineage: Eukaryota; Metazoa; Chordata; Lepidosauria; Squamata; Cordylidae. The coding region runs from base 811 to 4317 and encodes 1168 amino acids. The transcript is spliced from 15 exons. Gene Ontology annotation, biological process: membrane repolarization during action potential; regulation of heart rate by cardiac conduction; regulation of ventricular cardiac muscle cell membrane repolarization. Gene Ontology annotation, molecular function: inward rectifier potassium channel activity. Gene Ontology annotation, cellular component: membrane.
CUCGCUUCGCUGUCGCCGCCGCGAUCGGGGUCAGAGCUGGGGACGCGGCGGCGGCGGCGGCAGCGGCAGCCUCAUCUCCGAGCGGCCGUCCCUGCCUGGUGCCUCCUGCCCCGCCUGCGCCUCCAUCUCGCUGGCUCCCUUCCUCCCGCCUUCUCUCGUCAGCCUGCCGAGAAGCCGCCGCCGCCGCCGCCGCCUUUGCCUAUGCCUAAAUAAGGGCGAUGGUGCCGCGCUGCUGAGCCGGCCCGCCCGGCCCGCCCCGUCGAGGCAGAGGGAGCCGAGCGGUCGGCCGACGCAGCAGCAGCAGCAGCAGCUGGCCCUGGCCGCCGGGCGCCCGCAUGAGACUGCGGCCCGCGGAGGAGCCUGAGCGGAAGACACUCCCCUCCGAAGGCCAGGGCUGACCCGGCGGCGGCGGCACCUGCGGGACCCGCUAGCGCCCAGCCCGGCCGCAGCUGCUGCCCGCACCGGAGCCUCAAGCGAGGGCGCCUCCUCCCCGCUGCGCCUCUCCCUCUCGCUGCGGAGCCUGGGCUCGAGCUCCGUCGGAGGGCGCUGGCGGGCCCUGGCGCUGGCCCCCACUGGCCCCCCCGCAGCAGCAGCAGCGGCAGCAGCAGCCCCUGAGCGCCAAGGCCGAGGGCCGCCGCCGCCGCCGCCGCCGCCGCCUCCUGGAGAGGACCGGGGAGAGCGGCAGGGCCUGUCCACCCGCAGCUGCCUGCUGCCGAUCCAGAGCUGGGCCGCUCCUUGGACGGGGUCGGGCCCCCCGGGCGCGACUUGGCAGCGCAAGCACCGCUGGGCGCCCCCCCAUGGGCUGACAGCAUGCCGGUCCGGCGCGGGCAUGUCGCCCCCCAGAACACGUUCCUGGACACCAUCAUCCGCAAGUUCGAGGGACAGAGCCGCAAGUUCGUCAUUGCCAACGCCCGGGUGGAGAACUGCGCCAUCAUCUACUGCAACGAUGGCUUCUGCGAGCUCUGUGGCUACACGCGGGCAGAAGUCAUGCAGAAGCCCUGCACCUGCGACUUCCUGUACGGGCCGCGCACCCAGAAGAACUCGGUGGCGCAGAUUGCACAGGCCCUGCUGGGCUCCGAGGAGCGCAAGGUGGAGAUCUGCUUCUACCGGAAGGAUGGCAGCUGCUUCCUGUGUCUGGUGGACGUGGUGCCCGUGAAGAACGAGGAUGGAGCCGUCAUCAUGUUCAUCCUCAACUUCGAGGUGGUGGUGAUGGAGCAGGACCUCCUCAGCAGCCCCGUCAAGAACACCAACCACUGGGUCUCACCGGCUGCUUGGCUGCCCACAGGUCGGGGCAAGUCCUUCCGCCUGAAGCUGCCGGCUCUGCUGGCCCUGGCAGGGAGCAAGCAGUCCCUGCCACAGGAUGACCCAGACGAGGCGGUGGUGGUGGACUUUUCCAAGCAGAGCAGCGAGUCGGUGGCCCCGGAUGAGGUCACGUCCUCCCUGGACAACCACUGCCAGGAGCCGGAGGACCGGCAGGCCCUGAUGGAGCGGGAGGGCGGCCCCGAGCCCCCGGCCACCCACUCCUCGCCUCGGAUCCACAAGACCCGCCUCAACCUGGACGCCUCCUUCUCCAACUGCAGCCUGACCCGCAGCCGCUCGCGGGAGAGCUGCUACAGCGUGCGCCGCGCCUCCUCCGUGGACGACAUCGAGGCCAUGAAGCAGCAGGGCGAGGGCGAGAAGGGGCGGGGCCACAGCCGCCACGCCAGCACAGGUGCCAUGAACAAUGCCCGGAGCCACCUGCUGAACUCCACUUCGGACUCAGACCUCAUGCGCUAUCGGGCCAUCAGCAAGAUCCCCCAGAUCACCCUCAACUUUGUGGACUUCAAGGCCGAGGCCUUCCUCACUUCCCCGUCCAACGAGAAGGAGAUCAUUGCCUCCAGCAAGCUCAAGGACCGCACACACAACGUCACGGAGAAGGUCACCCAGGUCCUGUCGCUGGGGGCCGACGUCCUGCCGGAGUACAAGCUGCAGGCCCCCCGCAUCCACCGAUGGACCAUCCUGCACUACAGCCCCUUCAAGGCGGUCUGGGACUGGCUGAUCCUGCUGCUGGUCAUCUACACGGCCAUCUUCACGCCCUACUCGGCGGCCUUCCUGCUCAACGACGAGCAGGAGAAGGCGCGGCGCCAGUGCGGCUACGCCUGCAACCCCCUCAACGUGGUGGACCUCAUCGUGGACAUCAUGUUCAUCAUCGACAUCCUGAUCAACUUCCGCACCACCUACGUCAACUCCAACGAGGAGGUGGUCAGCCACCCGGCCAAGAUCGCCAUCCACUACUUCAAGGGCUGGUUCCUGAUCGACAUGGUGGCCGCCAUCCCCUUUGACCUGCUGAUCUUUGGCUCCGGAUCGGAGGAGACCACCACGCUGAUCGGCCUGCUGAAGACCGCCCGGCUGCUGAGGCUGGUGCGCGUGGCCCGCAAGCUGGACCGCUACUCGGAGUACGGGGCGGCGGUCCUCUUCCUGCUGAUGUGCACCUUUGCCCUGAUCGCCCACUGGCUGGCCUGCAUCUGGUACGCCAUCGGGCACGUGGAGGGCGAGACCAUUGGCUGGCUCUACUCGCUGGGCAGCCAGAUCGGGAAGCCCUUCAACGAGAGCAGCCUGCACCGGGGCCCCUCCAUCAAGGACAAGUACGUCACCGCCCUCUACUUCACCUUCAGCAGCCUGACCAGCGUCGGCUUUGGCAACGUCUCCCCCAACACCAACCCGGAGAAGAUCUUCUCCAUCUGCGUCAUGCUCAUUGGCUCGCUGAUGUACGCCAGCAUCUUUGGCAACGUUUCGGCCAUCAUCCAGAGGCUGUAUUCCGGGACGGCCCGCUACCACACCCAGAUGCUGCGGGUCCGGGAGUUCAUCCGCUUCCACCAGAUCCCCAACCCGCUGAGGCAGCGCCUGGAGGAGUACUUCCAGCACGCCUGGUCCUACACCAACGGCAUCGACAUGAACGCGGUGCUGAAGGGCUUCCCGGAGUGCCUGCAGGCCGAUAUCUGCCUGCACCUGAACCGCAGCCUGCUGCAGAACUGCCGGCCCUUCAAGGGAGCCACCAAGGGGUGCCUGCGGGCCCUGGCCAUGAAGUUCAAGACCACCCACGCGCCCCCCGGGGACACGCUGGUGCACGCAGGCGACGUCCUGACCGCCCUCUACUUCAUCUCCCGCGGCUCCAUCGAGAUCCUGCGUGGCGACGUGGUGGUGGCCAUCCUAGGGAAGAACGACAUCUUUGGGGAGCCCCUCAACCUGUAUGCACGGCCUGGCAAGUCCAACGCAGACGUGCGUGCCCUGACUUACUGCGACCUGCACAAGAUCCAUCGUGAAGACCUGCUGGAGGUGUUGGACAUGUACCCCGAGUUCUCUGACCACUUCUGGUCCAACCUGGAGAUCACCUUCAACCUGCGAGAUACCAACAUGAUCCCUGGCUCCCCCAGCAGUGAUGAGAUGAAUGGGGGCUUCAGCCGUCUGCGCAGACGCAAGCUCUCCUUCCGCCGGCGCACCGAGAAAGACCAGGAGAACAGAGGAGAGCUGGAAGGCCAGCAGAAGGCCCUGCGUGUGGGCCAGAACUGCCAGGCUCCGGGGCCCCCGCCCGCCCCGCCCCAAUGGGACCUGUGCCCCAGCAGCUCGGUGGCGUCCAGCCCGCCCUCCAGUGAUGAGGAAGAGGCCCCCGUCCACAUUCCGAAUCCCACGGAACCGCCGCCUUUCCACCCCACUGGGCCCCCUGGCGAGCCCCCGGCCCCGGUGCCUCCCGAGCAGAAAGACCGCGACCCAUGCAACCCCCUCUCAGGGGCCUUCUCAGGCAUGUCCAACAUCUUCAGCUUCUGGGGCGAUAGCCAUGAGCCCCGCUACACCCUCCCUGCCCACCCCACCCUCAACACCCCCCUGGCCAGCAGCCCCAUGAGCCGGCGGCACCGCUGCGAGCUGGAAUGUCGCCUGGACCUGCUUCAGAAACAACUCAACAGGCUGGAAAGCCGCCUGACCGCAGACGUGGCCGCCAUCCUGCAGCUCCUGCAGCGGCAAGCGGUGCUGGUGCCACCCGCCUACAGCACAGUCUCGUCUCCGCUGCCGCCACCGCCACCGCCAGGCCCUGAUCCAGCCCCAGGAGAGCGCCCCCUGCCUGCCGUCCCCACCCAGGCCCAGGGGCUCCACACCCCCACUCAGCUUCCGGAGCUCCCGGCGCCAUGCACGGACCCUGCCCGGCGGCCCCCUGACGUGGUGCUGCUGGUGGAGCCCUCGCUCCCGGCCCCUCGGCGCCUCUCCUUGCCCGGACAGCUGCCUCCGGCGUCCCCCCACUUGGCCACGGACUUGCACAGACACUGCUCGGACCCAGGCAGUUAAUGGACCGCCGGUCGAGGCCCAAGCCGAGGGGCCUUCUGGGAGCUGGAGCGGGCCCCCUCUUGUGGGCGGGGCCAGCGUGAGCCCUGGGGACGCUGGAGGGCGAUGGCAGCGGCCCCGGGCCCCGAGGAUGUUAGCUGGCCUAACAGGGGCGGGCCGAUCGCCGUGGUGACCCCCAGCUGAUUGGCUGGCAGGGACUCUUCAUGGACAGACUUGCUGCUUGCAGGAACCGUGAUAAUACUGAAUCAUCAUUCAUUCAUCAUGUGCUGAUAAGGGUUAGGAUCCCUCCCUUGUGACCCCAGACAUAUCAUCUGAGACCAGCGGAUCGUGCAGCGGCAUCCAUGGUGGGGAGGGGUGGGGGGUCAUGCAGAGGCUCUUCCCACCCCAAGUCUCUGAGCUUGGAGGGGCAGGGCUCAAGGCGGGGGGGGCCUGAAGGAGCGUGGAGCUCUGUGGGGGCGACCCACUUGCAGAUAGUGUCCCUUUGUGUGUCUUUGUGCCUGUGUGCCUAGAGCCAGCUGGUGGAAGGGAGGGGGUCCACACACAGCCCCCCCCCUCCAGCUUGCUCUGGGUUCAUGCCUUGCCCACUCCCCCCACCCCCCGUCUGCUUUGGUCUGUCUUUCACCAGCCAUCCCUAGAGAACUGCUGUCUAAGUGUGGGGUGUGUGUGUGGAGGGGGGGCGGCGUUGGGCCUGCAGUUGGCUCUCCCUGAGUGGACGAGGCCUGGUGCUCCCUGCCCUGGCCCUCCUGGAGACGUGGUGAGGCUGCAGGGAUGCAGGCUGAGUCUGGGGCGCUUGCGAAGGGGGCACUGCACAGCAGGCCCUGAGCAGAGGGCAGCCCACAGGAUGGAGGGAGGCCUCUGGCGUCAGCACCGGGCCAGGACUCCUCUGCCCCUUCCAGGCCCAUGACAGGGGCCUGCUCCUCCCCCCCCCUGCACAGAGGAGGCCCCCGUGGGGAGGACAGGCUGUGGCCAACCCCCUUUCCUGGUAGGUAGGUAAGCCUGGGGGUGCUGAGCGCCAUGGUGCCGCCUUCCUGCACCGCCAUUCUUGCCUCACUGUUUCCUGCGGGUGAGGGAGCAUUCCCCCCCCCCCGCUAUCCCAAUGCAUGUACAGUCGAGAGGGUUCCUGGCUUUCCUCUCCUCACCCUCCUGGCUACUAGCUGGGCAAGAAUCCAGGCAAGCGGGGGGGGGGGGGACUGUGCUGGAAGCCACCUCCGCCCCCGCCACAAGUCCCUCCUCUUAAGCAGAAUGAAAGGGUCUCUGGCUCCCCCCUUCCCUGGCCCCACCCUGGAAGGGGGGAGAGGCCCUUCCCACUGCCUCCCCUUUGCUCUGCAGGGGGCUCCAGGGGGCACCCCGCCCUCCUGCUCCGCUGGUCUCCAAGGUCUGAAUGCAUGUGGCACCCCCCUCCCCUCCCCCCCCCAGCAUGCUGUACUCAGCAUUAGUGACCGAUGCCCAAUAAACUCCCGGUUGGGUCUC